UGGCAUUUCAUUUUUUACCCCAUAUUUACGCUCCCAAACAAAACUAGGUAAGAAGAAAAAAAUGGCCAAACGUUUCAACUUCAAGCUUCGAAUUUCCAAAAUCAUUUUUUCUAUCAAUCCUUGUGGUGGUUCCAAUUCCAAAGACCCCUCUUCCAAUAAUAAUCCACUACUCCCAUCUUUCUUCCGAUUCUCUACGGUCAACCCCACAGUACUACUUCCAAACCACCGCUCAUCACACACCAUCACAACCUCGACCACAACUACCACUACCCACCGUUCUUUCCUGAAACGCCACGUGUCUUCCGCAUUCCUUUCCGCGGGAUGCUGUCGCAGCAGAUCAAAUUCGCAACCCACUCACUCCGACCACGACGAAGAAGAGGACAAUAUCGGUAUUACAACGACAAAAAAAUCGUCACGUGAACAAGACAACAACUGGCACGUGAUAGAAAAUGUGUUCGAAAACGACGUCGUAUUCGAAACCCCUGCUCGCCGAAAAGUCUACACUUCCUCUGUUUCAGGGCGUUCCGAAACCGAAAACGACGACGUUUUCCUUCCUCCUCCUCCGCCUCCUUCUUCAGCCGAAACUAAAUUUAGAAAGAAGAAGAAGAAACGACGAUCCAAAAGGAAAACGACAUCAUCAGUCGCUAGAUCUAUACUAUUCAGAAUCAGCACUUCUUCAGCCGAGAGUGGAAUUUUCAGCAACGACGAAAUAAUAAACUACAAUAACGAAUUAAACGACGAAGAAGAAACAGAGACUUUGGUCUCAUCUUCUAGAAGCUUCUCCACCACAACUGAUUAUUCCUCUUCAGAAUUAUUCAACACACAGUUAGAAACCAUACGCGAGACCACACUGGAUCACACCAAUUAUAGUAAUAAUAAUAAUAAGAAAAAAAAGAAGAGGAAGAAAUCAUCAAAACGGUGCGUUUCCAAACAGGGGAUGAGGAAAUCUUUGUCGUCGUCUUCGGAGAGCAGUAGUAGUCCGGCGAGGCUUUCGAUGUUUCAGAGGAUGAUUCCUUGUAGUGUGGAUGGGAAAGUGAGGGAGAGUUUUGCUGUGGUGAAGAAAUCGGCUGAUCCUUACGAGGAUUUUAAGAGGUCUAUGAUGGAAAUGAUUUUGGAGAAACAAAUGUUUGAAGAUAAAGAUUUGGAACAGCUCUUGCAUUGUUUCUUGUCUCUUAAUUCCAGAGAUCACCAUGGGAUUAUCGUCCGAGCUUUCUCUGAGAUUUGGGAAAUUUUGUUUUCUAGUACUCAGACAUGACCUCUUUCAUCAUCACCCAAAACAACUUGUUAUAAUUAAUAUAAUUAAACUAGUAAUUAAUUAGUAUUUAUGUAUUAUUAGUAUAUAUAAAAUCAAUGAAGUGUUUAAUUUCCUA
Molecule: messenger RNA, 1370 nt
Organism: Cannabis sativa
Lineage: Eukaryota; Viridiplantae; Streptophyta; Magnoliopsida; Rosales; Cannabaceae
Product: transcription repressor OFP7
Exons: 1
Coding region: 62-1255 (397 amino acids)
Biological process (GO): negative regulation of DNA-templated transcription
Source: RefSeq, a predicted model, not a curated record